Molecule: messenger RNA, 473 nt
Organism: Tachyglossus aculeatus (Australian echidna)
Lineage: Eukaryota; Metazoa; Chordata; Mammalia; Monotremata; Tachyglossidae
Gene: FABP6
Product: fatty acid binding protein 6
Exons: 5
Coding region: 18-473 (151 amino acids)
Biological process (GO): fatty acid transport
Cellular component (GO): nucleus; cytosol
Molecular function (GO): fatty acid binding
Source: RefSeq, a predicted model, not a curated record
CACUGACAUGGAAGGGCAUGAAGAAGUCAUCUAGUCUAUCCCCUUGCCUCCAAACAAGAACACCGGCUCUCCAGUCUUCCAGUGACAUGGCUUUUAACGGCAAAUAUGAAAUUGAAAGUGAAAAGAACUAUGAUGAAUUUAUGAAACGUCUUGGACUCCCCAGCGAUGUCAUCGAAAAAGGGAGAAACUUCAAGAUCAUCACUGAGGUGGUGCAGAAUGGCAAUGACUUCACCUGGUCCCAGUUCUACCCAAGGGGGCACAGUAUGAUUAAUAAAUUCACCAUCGGUGAAAAGUGCAACAUGGAGACCAUGGGGGGCAAGAAGUUCAAGGCCACUGUGCAGAUGGAGGGAGGGAAGGUGAUGGUGAGUUUCCCCAACUUUCACCAGACCUCAGAGAUUGUUGGAGACAAACUGGUGGAGAUUUCCACUAUUGGAGGAGUGACAUAUGAAAGAGUCAGCAAGAGGCUGACAUAA